Messenger RNA from Penicillium brasilianum, 636 nucleotides. NCBI's taxonomy places the organism in Eukaryota, Fungi, Ascomycota, Eurotiomycetes, Eurotiales, Aspergillaceae. The record is from the annotation of a GenBank genome assembly.
AUGUCCGCUUCCGCUACCGCCACCAGCCCGCUCAUCGCUGGUCGGGAUAUCCUACUGCUGGUCAGGGGAUAUGCGCGUGACAACCUCCAGCAAUGGGGGCAAGUGGGCCUGCUCACGCAGGUUCUCGGGCAGGACCCUCAUAUACACACCAUCGACUGGGCGAUCGACGAGCUUGCGGCGCAGCUGGUCUGCGUUAUUAAUGUCAACUCUCCGGAUGCAUUGAUCCUGCGGAUCAUCGUGACGCCCGACUUUAUCUGGCUGGGCUUUCACGCUGUCCCACUCGGCGUGGCAAUCCCGCUAGCAGUCUACGCCCGAUUCCUGGAAGACGCCAUCCUUCACUCACCUCUGACUUCGGGGGUGCUGUCCAUCGGCAGCCUCCACUUCGAAAACGAGUGGAUGGCACUCCAGAAUAGCCUGUUCGGAUACCUCGGGCCCCCCGAGGGUUCGCCCGCCGCGAUAAUCAAAAUGGGCCCCGUCAUCCCUCCGGCCUGCGCCGACGUCCCGGAGACCUUCAUGAUAGACAGUAUUCCCAUGAUGCCGCCGCCGCCACCUAACAAUGACCCUCACUAUGGGGGCGGCGUGCGAAUUACCGGUCGAGAUGGACUGGAGGUACCCCGCAAGCAGUGGAGAUACUAG